AUUAGUGAAACUGAAAGACGGUGAAAAGGGAAAACCGGAAAAUUGAAAGGAUUAGCAGCGAAGAAAGAGAAAAUGUUGGGACUCAACAUCCUCUCUCCCCGACUCGCUACCCCAAAUCCUCUCCGCUCUUACAAAUCCUCAGCUACUCCUCCUUUUGGUUCCAAAAUCCAGCACUUAUCCUUCUGCACCAAAAUCAAUAAACCUGCUGUCAAGUGUCGCCAUUCUGACUACUACGACCAAGAACAGCAGUUCUCCUCCACCUUGCGCCCGCGCCCCACUUCGGCCGAGGCUUCCCGUCCACAGUCGAACUCAGGAGUGGGUGGGCUGCCGUCUAAGGUUUUUGUGGGUCACUCCAUAUACAAAGGGAAGGCUGCUCUUACUGUGGAGCCAAAGGCGCCUGAGUUCCUGGCUUUAGAUUCAGGUGUAUUUAAGUUAUCUAGAGAUGGUUAUGUAUUGCUACAGUUCGCUCCAGCAGCAGGUGUUCGUACAUACGAUUGGGGCAGAAAACAGAUAUUCUCACUGUCCGUGAUGGAAAUCGGAACUCUAAUAGCUCUUGGUGCAAGAGAGUCAUGUGAAUUCUUUCACGAUCCGAAUAAGGGGAAAAGUGAAGAAGGAAAGGUCAGGAAGGUGUUGAAGGUAGAGCCACUUCCAGAUGGCUCUGGCCACUUCUUCAACCUCAGUGUUCAGAACAAACUUUUGAAUGUAGAUGAGAGCAUUUAUAUUCCUGUUACCAGAGCAGAGUUUGCAGUCCUCAUCUCGGCUUUCAAUUUUAUCUUGCCAUACAUUAUGGGCUGGCAUGCAUUUGCAAGUUCCAUAAAAGUAGAAGAUUCCAGCCGCUUAAAUAAUGCCAAUCCCAAGUAUGGAGGAGACUAUGAAUGGAGCAAGUAGAGGCACUACUUGGUGCAAAUGAUGGGCUUUUGAUCUUUGCAGCUUUUCAAAUUGUAGCAGAACCAGUGCCUUUUAUCAGAGAAAUUCACCCGACAAUUUUGGCAAUUUUCUGUGUUUCAUAAUUUUGUUGCUAAAUAGGGAAGACAGAUUGAAGCAAAUGCCCCCUGGUUUGUAGCAUCAUAUUUAUUGAUCAUAUUUGUAUGUUUAAAAGCCGGCACAUACUUGUCUUAGUGGCAGAAAUACUAUUAGUUAUAUCUUUUUGAUUGCUUCUUUAAUUUCUCUUUCUUGACAAAUAAAAUCAGACUUCUGAUGA
Messenger RNA from Tripterygium wilfordii, 1201 nucleotides. Its product is annotated as single-stranded DNA-binding protein WHY1, chloroplastic. The transcript has 7 exons. Lineage: Eukaryota; Viridiplantae; Streptophyta; Magnoliopsida; Celastrales; Celastraceae. The record is from RefSeq and is a predicted model, not a curated record. Gene Ontology annotation, molecular function: single-stranded DNA binding. Gene Ontology annotation, biological process: regulation of DNA-templated transcription; defense response. The coding region runs from base 73 to 888 and encodes 271 amino acids.